CGAGAAGUGGGCACGGCUGGGCACCGCCGUUUAUGCUUCCAGCCCAGAGGGAACUAUUAUCGCUCUAUGGGAGAUAGACCCCCUCCACACAACGUCCCCCCAACGAGGAGUAGGACAAGGGGGCAAGAAAAAGGAAAAACAGAUGCAGCAGAAAGUACAAGGCACCCUAAAGAAAAGAAUUUUCCAGAAAAGAAAAAAAAAGAGAAGGGAAGAAAGGAAAGAAUCCAAGGAAAGAUGGCAUGGACGGAGGAGUGUGUGAGAGUGAGAGGGAGAAGUGGAGGGGUUACAGAAGGGGGAAUGCAAGAGGGAAAAGGAAACCGAAGCGUGAUGAGAAUAGAACCACCAACACGUUUUGGAACAGCAGUCACUCACCUAAGAGCAAAGUAAGGAAGGAGGUGUAUAAGACCAACCCAGUCCCAGAUAGAUGACAGGUAGCUUGGCCAGUUCCCUCCUGGAGGACUCAGGGACCAACCUGGUAAGUAUCUACUACUAAGGAGGGCGUCGUUGGGGAAAUAGACAUGCACCGAGGUAAUAUCGGAGCUAUUGGACUUUGCCAAAUUAAUUGCAGCGGCUGCAGAUGAAGGAGGGGAGAAAGGAAGAAUAAUGCCAAUCAAUAGGGCAAGUGUCAUC
Molecule: messenger RNA, 630 nt
Organism: Aspergillus sclerotioniger CBS 115572
Lineage: Eukaryota; Fungi; Ascomycota; Eurotiomycetes; Eurotiales; Aspergillaceae
Exons: 1
Source: RefSeq, a predicted model, not a curated record